AUGCCGCGCGCACCGCCGACGCCGACGCCGCGACGGCCCACAAAGACGGCGACGACGCCCACGCACAAGUCCACCACGCGCGAGCGCGGCGUGGCGACGUUCGACGACGCGACGCGGAAGGAUUGGGUGAAUGGAUUCCGAAAACGAAAAACACAACGACGGAAACGCGCGGCGCACGACGCGGAGACGCGCGCGCGACGAGAGCGCGUGCGCGAGCGAGCGACGCGUCGAGCGGCGGAGCGCGCGGCGCUGGGCAUCGCGGAGGACGAGGGCGAGGACGGGGCGACGGCGACGCGCGACGGCGACGCGGCGGAGGAGACGACGUACGCGAGCGGCGCCUCCGUCGUCGUCGCCCACGGGCUCGCGGACGCGGAGGCGGAGGACACGUAG
This is a messenger RNA of Ostreococcus tauri, 390 nucleotides long. RefSeq names its product Nucleolar protein 12. The coding region runs from base 1 to 390 and encodes 129 amino acids. The transcript has a single exon. The record is from RefSeq and is a predicted model, not a curated record. Gene Ontology annotation, molecular function: RNA binding. NCBI's taxonomy places the organism in Eukaryota, Viridiplantae, Chlorophyta, Mamiellophyceae, Mamiellales, Bathycoccaceae. Gene Ontology annotation, cellular component: nucleolus.